UUGUACCCCACCAGGUCGCGAUAAGGUCGGCCACCCGACAGGCCGCCUUAAACCGCCGCCAAAGUCGAAGCUCUUGUGUGCGUGUGCGUGUGCGUCAUCGUGCGCCUAUUCGAGCUGUCUGGUACGCCUCGGAACUGUACCUUUGGUGUCGUGUGUCACUCGCUCUGAGCGAGUAUACACGAAACGAACAUGGAUCAUCAUGGUCGGCCGGACGAGGAGAUGUUCCUCAACAAGCCCGCCGAGAACUGCGACAGCCCAACAGUAGAGCCCCUGAGAAUAUUCAAACCUCAGAGCCCCGUUCCUGCCGCCGACAAGACCUCGGACCGUUUCAAGUACCCUGCCCCGGUGGCUUCCAAGCCCAGUUUCCCACUGCCACCUGGUGCUUCGAGCUCGGCUGCACCCCUCCCUUACCCUGCCGAUGACGACGAUCUUCGGAUAGGCCAGUCCUCUCAGUCUUCUCGACCACCAUAUCCUAGCGAUGACAGGAAGCCAUCCACGAGCAGGAUAUACACCAGCCCUACUGGCUCAAGCGGCUCGGGUCGCCUAAACGAUACGACCCCGCGCCUCGACACGAGUCCUAUCGAGAAGAAAGGCCCUGGACUCGCCGAGCGGCGAGGGACGGCUCCGAAGCCGUUACCGGGAACCCUCAGCCCUUCAAGCCCCCAUGCCGACGACAGUGGUUUGUUCGCAAAACCUCUCUCACACCAACAGAAGCCUGCUGCUGCCGCGGCUACAUCCUUUCCAGACUAUCAUCAAAAACCUUACUAUCCGCCACCACGCGGGAACUCGGCCGGCCCAAGCUCAAAUUCGAAUACCAAUGCGCGACCUCAACAACCACCGCAAGAUAGCUAUCUAAGAAUGCCUGAAGAUAGUGGCAUGAACCGCUUCGCAUCAACAGCAUCCACUUCAACUACUAGGGCAAACCGAGGAUCUCCGCCGCCGCCUGAAACGCCCAUUGUCGAGCCGGGCAACUUCCCUGGCGGUGGUAUCGAGGCCAGAUAUGCCGCUGCCGGUAUCUCGGGUACUGCAACGUUGAACAGCUUCCAAAGUGCAGCGGCAACUCAGCGCUUAGCGCAGUAUGGCCAGCAGCAGCAGCAACAGCAGCAGCAGCAGCAACACCCUGCAGCUUCACAACCUGCCCGACCAUGGACCCCAACAGAGACGCCGGAUCAGCAGCCACAUGGGCCUCCUACUGUGUAUCAGGGAGCGAACCCCGUGUCUAGCCCGACUGCCGCCUCGUUCAGUCCCCAGGCCACCCGGCCCCAACCCACUAAUGCGGCCCAAAACUCAAAUCCGACAGGGGCUCUACAAGUUAGCGUGCUUGAACAAGAUUUUCAACGCAUGCAAAUGUCACCUAGCCCGCCGCCAGCCUAUUCUAGCAUUACACAAUCUGGAGCCGCUUCCGGAUAUCCAAAUGAGAAGCAGCGGCCUGGACAGGCGGGACCGCAUCCAGCUGUAGCACAGUCCGCCACGGCAUCUUCACCUCCAGAGAAACAGAAUGAGAUAGCAGCUGGACUGAUAUCUCCUGCUCUACAACACCCUGGCCAUCCGGCCUUUGCCAAUGAUCCCCGGCCAGAUAGCCAGCAAAGUGGACAUCAGGUCCAACCUACUAGCAGUGCAGCCGGUUCCGCAGCCGCACUGAGUGCUGGAGCUGGUGUUGCUGCUGCUGCCCCAGCGGCUGCCACGGUCGUUCAAACUCCAUCGCCGUUCCAGAACGGCCAGGGACCAACAUCACCUCCUCCAUUGCCUGAAGGCUGGAUUGCUCACCUUGACCAGAACUCGGGCCAGUAUUAUUAUAUUCACCUCGCCACACAAGCUACACAAUGGGAGUUCCCAAAGGGGCCGAAUCCCAUUCAUCACGAUGUGGCUCCUUUAUCUCCGACCGCCUCGACAUAUGGCAACCCCUUGGCCUCACCCAUGUUUGGCAAGCAAAGCGCCAUGGCUUCGCCCAUGUUUCCUCCACAAACACCAGGGUAUGCAGAGAGCAUUAUGAGUGUAGCGACAGCGACACCAAGUGCUGCUGGGUUUUCCGGUCCGCCUCCUGGGGCGGGAGUGGACAUGUACAAGGUUCAUCCUACCAACGGUGUUUAUUUCGGACCCUAUCUGCGGUAUGUAAAUAUGGAUAUUGAAAAGGGCUUGUGGCUAGGCAGUAUCAUGAUUGUCACGGACGCACCUCAGCCGCCCACCAUCCACAUUCAUCAGAGUAUGGAUUUAUCGCCGAACCCUCGCCAGCUUAUUCCUCAUUCUAUCUAUACACACCAGAGGUGGCAAUUUUAUAAAUAUGAUGUUAAUCUUCAAAUGACGGAAGCAACGGAACGGUGGACAUACGCCGUGACAUCACACCUGGGAUGCACUCGUUAUGAGUUUGUGGUUGCGGGACGAUACGAGACAGGCUGGCGUUUUAUGGCCCAUUCGGGCAAUGACUUCGCAGCAAGCACAUCACAGAGUGAGCGUAGCAAGCUAGGCGGACUUGGUUUCAUGUGGAAAGAUGUUUUGCAGAAGAAUGUCGACUGUGGCGGAUUUCAUGUGCAACUUGGCUUGGGCGACCAGAUCUACGGAGAUCGGCUGUGGAAAGAGGUGCCACUCUUGAAGCAAUGGCUGGCGAUGCCUGGUAAAGAUAACCGGAAAAACGCCUCAUGGACGGCUCGCCAUGAAGAGGAUACUACGCAUGCUUAUUUCCAUUUCUAUACGAGUCAUUUCGAUCAGCCUUUCCUUCGUGAGGCGUUCGCCCAGAUCCCUCACAUCUGCCAAAUUGACGAUCAUGAUAUUUUUGAUGGUUACGGAUCUUACCCGGAAUAUAUGCAGAACUCACAUGUUUUUAAGAAUAUUGGCCGGAUAGCAGUAGACAUGUAUUUACUCUUCCAACAUCACACCACGCUGGAGAUUCUCCGGAACGUCAGUCACGAUCUAGAUUUGUUCACGAUCACGGGACAAGGCUGGCACUUUUUGAAAUAUCUCGGCCCAGCCGUGGUCGUCAUCGGCGCCGACGUACGUUCCGAACGGACGCAGAGCCGUGUGCUCGCUGGCCCGACUUAUCAGGGGCUAUUCCCCAAAGUUGCCAUGUUACCCCCGAGCGUGCAGCACUGUCUGUGGAUGAUAUCGGUACCCCUAAUCUACCCGCGCCUCGACACCAUGGAGAGUCUGGCGAACACAUUCGCGACGGGUAAAAAGGCCGUAAACGCAGGAUAUAACGUCCUUGGAAAGGUGACCAGCUCUGUGGCUGGCAUCGUGGGCGGUAAAGAGGUUGUAGCGCAGGGCUUCAAUCAGGUCAAGAAGGCUGUUGGCAAGUCGGGUCUAAUGGGUAAUGUCGUCAACCAAUUUGGCGAUCUGGAUAUUGGCGAGAUCUUGAAGGAUAUGUGGACACAUGAAACCAAAGAUCUCGAACGCACAUAUCUGAUCCGGACGCUGCAAGGCAUCGCUCAUCAGAAAGGCAUUCGCAUGACUUUCUUAUCAGGAGACGUCAACGCCGCAGGCGCAGGCCUAGUCCACGACCCAACACACCCAAGCGACCACAAAACAAUGUACCAAAUCAUCACAUCCCCCAUCGUCGCCGCGCCCGCGGCGCACUACAUCCUAAAGAUGCUCCACAGCAAUAAAACGUACUACGUCCCUCCCAACGGCCAGAAGUCGGCUAGCGACUUACUCUCCGACACCAAAGAAGACAUGAUGGAGAUCUUCCACACGGAUGCUAGCGGAUCGCCGCGCGAACUGAAGAAACUCAUGGGGCGGCGGAAUUACGUUGCCGUGGUGGCGUAUGAUCCGGAAGCUAUUGCUGGAACGCAAUAUGCUGCGUCGGUGGUUAGUGGUGGGAGUGGGGGGAAUAGUGGGAAUGGGCUUUCGAAGUUAAGUCUUGCGGUAGAUUUCGUGGUACAGGGCGAUGGCGCUUUCACGGCGCCGACGAAGUAUGGUCCUGUUAUCGUGCCGCAUUUGGAGUUUGGGAGGUGAUUACCUAUGCUCGGCGAGGAAAUGAGGAAAUGAGGAAAAGAAUGAGUGAAUGGGGGGGUGAGUGUGUGAGUGGAGGGGUCUAAUGUUGGCUUGGCGCAAACAGGCAUCUUUUUCCUGGGUCGGAUAUGAAGUACUCCUU
Messenger RNA from Xylaria bambusicola, 4084 nucleotides. RefSeq lists its product as uncharacterized. The transcript is spliced from 3 exons. The coding region runs from base 190 to 3945 and encodes 1251 amino acids. Gene Ontology annotation, molecular function: protein binding. Gene Ontology annotation, cellular component: membrane. NCBI's taxonomy places the organism in Eukaryota, Fungi, Ascomycota, Sordariomycetes, Xylariales, Xylariaceae. The record is from RefSeq and is a predicted model, not a curated record.